CUUCACCAACACAUUUAUUAUCCGGCGCCGCUAUCAGCGUAACCUUUUGCUCAAUCUCACGAGACAAAUCGCGACAUCUGAGAUUUGUUUUGCGUCCACACAGGCAAGAACAACGACGGUAUUUCCUGAAAAAAAAAAGAUCAAAUUAUCGCUUCCAGGUUUGAUGAUUCAAGAUCUUGCUCAUCAUUGUGACUAGUACCCCUGCCUUUUUCCUCCGCUCGUAUUUAAGUGGUCAGACCUCUUGCUUCGCACUUCCCAUCGCCGCUCACCAUAAAGCGACAAACCGCCGUCCUGACUAUAUCGUAGUACCAGCCAUGACCUGUUCUUGUUGUUGCGAAUGCAGCGAUCAACUGCCAACAUAUGAGUCGCUACACAUCCCACACUCAGUACCCUCGAUGUCGCGAGUCGCCGAACAGUCAAGUCUAAGAAGACCUGACAGCGGCAGGGCGCUCUCAAUGGUGACGGCCGAUUCAAGGAGUAUGUCUCAGCCAGCGUCUCCAUUCUCUAGAGACGUCUCCAAGCUUCUCGGACCUCAGAAACCUCUGGCUGCUGACAAAAGCCUCGGGUCGGCAAAGAAGGCGCAGGAUUCAGCCUGGCAUUUUGACAACUCUAGCUCGCCUUCCAGUUCUUACUGUACACGAGCCAUCAAGCGUGGCGAUCAGAUAUGGCAUCAAUAUGGUUUCAUUCAGCCAUCUCGGACGGGACCUGUCAACACACCAGACAUCUUCUUCACUUGCAAGACAACGCCUCGUGGAAAAGAUAGCGAGCAAGCGAUCCGCCAGCAUUGCAAGCUCACCGUCGACACCUUACGAAUGCAUCGGUCACGCAGCAAAGGAUGCAACUGUACCUUCAAAGUUCUACGAGAGGAGAAUAGCAGAUGCAACGCAAGCUGGUACCAUAUAUUCACGCUGUUCUUAGCGCAUGCUGUCCAGCAAUUCAUGCUGCAACAUGACAGGAUUUGCUCAUGCGGAUGUUUUGACGUCGAUGAAGACAAUAGCGAUGGAACUUCUGGUCAGUGGUUGAGGGAUGGCUGAGAUCAAAGUAGUACUAGCCAUAGCUAAACGUACGCAUCGGAAGACGAGGGGUGCUCUAAAGGCUUUGAGAAUCACGCAAGGCAUAGUUUCAGACAGAUUUCGAUCACAGAUAGUAUCAAAUACCGUCCUCAAUACUACUCUACCUUGUGAUUAUCAGACCUUCGGAGCUAGAGCGUAAUCUCCUACACGUACUCG
Aureobasidium subglaciale EXF-2481 is the source of this 1229-nucleotide messenger RNA. RefSeq lists its product as uncharacterized. The transcript is spliced from 2 exons. The record is from RefSeq and is a predicted model, not a curated record. Lineage: Eukaryota; Fungi; Ascomycota; Dothideomycetes; Dothideales; Saccotheciaceae. The coding region runs from base 315 to 1034 and encodes 239 amino acids.